Molecule: messenger RNA, 246 nt
Organism: Aspergillus fumigatus Af293
Lineage: Eukaryota; Fungi; Ascomycota; Eurotiomycetes; Eurotiales; Aspergillaceae
Exons: 2
Coding region: 1-246 (81 amino acids)
Source: RefSeq, a predicted model, not a curated record
AUGUACACAGUUGCCAGGAUUGCAUUGACAGCGGGACUGCCAGGGAAGAGGAUUGCAAACAGCCUCGCCAUCAUACUGGCUAAGACCGGCGACAAGCGCGAGGCUGGUCCUGCGCGCAGGAGAGACGAAAUUGAGUACCAUCGCUGUCGCGAAAUUCUGACUGCAGCAAUGAGCAAUUGGGCACGGACGAACGACGAACUCGAGGAUAAUCUCACGAUAGACAACUAUCGGACGGAUUGUUUGUGA